Molecule: messenger RNA, 2145 nt
Organism: Acipenser ruthenus (sterlet)
Lineage: Eukaryota; Metazoa; Chordata; Actinopteri; Acipenseriformes; Acipenseridae
Exons: 12
Coding region: 55-1146 (363 amino acids)
Source: RefSeq, a predicted model, not a curated record
GAGAGAGGAAGGGAGGUCUGCCUGUCUUUCUCUCUUUCAGUAUCUGUUCUUCGGAUGGCCGGUUCGAUAUUUUUCACUUUAUUGUUUUUGUUGUUUGUUUUUUCCAUUCGUCACUGGAAGAUGUUUUCCUGUCUGCCUGUCUUCCUGGUUUUCGUUGGGAUUUUGGGGUUCUCAGGAGGAAACUUCACAACUCGGGAUUCCUUGCUCGACGCAGGUUCUGGGGAAUACAACUACUACUCUGAAACACAGGACUCAGGACAAGAAAUGUCAACGAUUUCAGAAGAGGAUUCCACAACUCUGAUAAGAGAGCAACCAUACAACGUCACUCAGAAGGCACAGCCUCACACCCUGCUGUUAAUGAAGCGGUAUUGGAUUCUGCUUGUGACCCCGUUCUGCGCUGUGAUUAUCGGGGCACUGCUAUUCACCCUCACUCUGCACCUGCAACACAGGAGAGAGCUUAAAUAUCGACUACAGGAGCAGAAGAAACAGGAGAGAAUGAAAAUCUUUCGCAGUUUCUUUGCAGAGAAGACCAAUGGGAAUGGCUUAGAUUCACACAGCUUCCAGCACAAUGCUGUACACAGAGAUCAGGAUGAUGCUGUCUCUUAUGAAAAUGUGGAUAAUGGCGACUCAAAUCUGAUUCCAGCCCUGCAGGAAGACUGCAAUGUCUACAUGAAGGAGGAAGAGGAGGAUUACGUCAUUCCCGACGACAAUGAGACUGAGGCUGAGGGAGAGGGGGAGCGAGAGAUGGCGGGAGGGGAAGAGAGGAAUGCAUUGCUUCGGGAGCAAGAACUGAGCUACCCAGAGAGCCAGAAGGAAAGAGAUGGAGAGUCCUAUGAGAAUAUGGAGAGUUCUGUGUAUGCAGUCCCAUUCAGUUGUGGCGCCCCCCACAGUACAGACCGGGUAACUGAACAGGAGGAGGAGGAAGACGGGGAGUCCUAUGAGAAUAUGGAGGGAGACAGCGCCACACUCUGGACAAACAGGGAAACUGAACCAGAGGGAGCAGGAGAAGAAGACGAAGAUUCUUAUGAGAACAUGGCGCCCUCCCCCCAAGUCGAUAAAAGUGUUUUUCAGAAAUCAGAGAGUGGGAGCGUGCGCUACGAGAAUUUCACACGGAAAAAACUGGAGCCACUGACUCACAGACACUGACACACUGAGACACAGACACACACUGAGACAGACACUGACAGACACACACAUACAGUGUCACACAGUGACAAUUAAAACAAAAAAUCUGAAACAAUAAAAUACAUUAUUAAAUAGUCAAUUUUUAUACACUUAUAUUUCUUUAGGUCUUAUUUCUUAUGGUCACACAGGGACACAUCUGCAGGCUGGAUCAUUUGCUUCCCUGGUCUGAAGCGGGUGUGUUUUUAAUAGAAGUUUCGAUAGUCAGAAUUCAACUCAGAAUGUCUGCAGAGAGUUGAUGACAAGGUUCGUAUGAGAAAAAACUCGUUCUAAUUCUGCAGUACUGUUUGGCAACAUAUUCAAGGCAAACUUGGCAAGUGUAGGAAAGCGCGGCUCUUCGCUAGGUGGACAAGAGCGCAAUUCUGUGCCAGUUUUUAUCAGCCGCCAGAUCCGUCUAAAAUCCGUCAAGUCAGUACUUGGUACUGCAUAAAUUCAAUUUCUAGGCUAUCCAGCAUAUUUCAAUCUGUAAUCUCGCUGUGCUUUGGCUACUUGGUUGAAGAACGCGUGUAAUCUUUCAGCACAGUGUUGUUAAUUGGCAUUCUUCUUUUGAUACUUUUCACUGCCAUCACAUAAGGUGCAGGUAUAUGGCCAAGAAAGCCACAAAGCAAUAAAAAUAUACUAUUAUAUUAUAUAUUACGGGUUAACAGACAUAUUGAAAUUAACAGACAGUUGGCAGCUCUGACACACACAGAUACACACUGAGAUACAGACAUGCACACACUGAGAUACACAGAAAGAAAGAACGAUAGAAUUGUUCAAUUAACCUCAAAAUGAAGAAAAAAAUCUCCCUAUGUGCUUGUUGAUUUUAUUAUUUUGCUUGGUUUUUUUUGUAAAGAAAGCGUACCUGUUUACUCUGGAGGUAGUUCAAAUCUGUGUCAUGCAGUUUAUUCACUUUUAUGUUCACUCUUCUGCACUGUACAAUAAAACAUUUUAUCACACCUCAAAUAAAUAAAUAUUCAUAUA